Messenger RNA from Onychomys torridus (southern grasshopper mouse), 3585 nucleotides. RefSeq names its product cation channel sperm associated auxiliary subunit gamma (gene Catsperg). The coding region runs from base 61 to 3468 and encodes 1135 amino acids. Gene Ontology annotation, cellular component: CatSper complex; motile cilium; sperm principal piece. The transcript has 29 exons. The record is from RefSeq and is a predicted model, not a curated record. NCBI's taxonomy places the organism in Eukaryota, Metazoa, Chordata, Mammalia, Rodentia, Cricetidae.
GGGAAGAAAGGCAAGAACUGAGCGGUUUUCCAGACAUCAGCCCCAGCGAGCAGACUUGCAAUGCUACUGCUGUCGUGGAAGUCGUGGGCGGAAAAACAUUUCCAAAACUGCCGCUGGCUUGCUGUCCUGAACAAGUUCGAGAGAGUAGGCACGCUCCUCUCUAAGGAUCGAUUUAUGGAUCAAGAACCCAUGGAUACAGUGACGGAGGUGUUCCAAAAGUUGGUAGACUCGCCAAUCGACCCGCGGGAGAAAUAUAUGGGCUUUCCUUACUACCUGAAAGUCAACUUCUCCUGUAUGGGAAAGAAUGACGAGGAGCUGGUCCGAAAGGGCCACCUCAUGGGCCUGAGACCCGUAAUCCUGAUCAGCUAUAAGUACCCAGUCAACUUCUAUCGCUGGAAGAUCGAAAAUCUGCAGAUUCAGAUGGAGGCCGCCCCGUUGCGCAGCACAGGGUUCUGCGUAGCAGAGGUCAUGUGCGCCUUGAACUGGUACGCACCCAUGCCCACCAAAAACGGCAGCGUGGUCAUGAGCGUGGACAUCCGCAGCAAUGGCUUGGGGCCCUACAUUCCCCCUAAGAGGUUCUAUGUGAAUAUUAAUGGCUACCUGAAGAGAGAUGCCAGUGGUAACCCCAUCUUCACCAUAGGAUAUGAGGUGGCGACCGCCCAAUGGGAGAAGACCUUUACUCUGAGGAGUAAAUACUUUAAGCGUUCAAAAUCGAGACCCCUGUGGUACACGCAGAACCAUUCACCUGUGCUCAUCCUUGGGGGCAUUGAAGAUGAGAAGACCAUCUUGUUUUCUGACACUAAUUUCCAGGACUUCUCUCUUGUGGAGCUGAGCAUUGACAGUUGCUGGGUUGGCUCCUACUACUGCCCCAUACUUGACUUCUCAGCCACCAUCCAUGAUGCCAUUUCUACGGAGAGCACGCUCUUCAUCCGGCAGAACCAGCUGGUCUACUACUUCACAGGCAGCUACUCUGCGCUCUUCGAUGGCGGCUACAGCAGCAGCUGGGUUCGUGUCCUGGCUAGCGAGUGCAUCAAGAAGCUGUGCCCAGUUUUCGUCGAUGGCAAUGGCUCUGAGUACAUCCUGGCCCUCACCACUGGCAAGAAUGAAGGUUAUAUUCACAUCGGGACCAUUACAGAUGGUCGUGUUUCCUUCAAGAUGAUGCCGGAUAGCUGGUCAAUAUGUGAUAAGUUACCAGGUUCAAACUGCUCCAUCAACUGGGCUACGUACAUCGCUGAUGAGAAGAACUUGCUAUUGUUGGUGGAGACCCUCUCCAUGAAAUUAGUUAAGAUCUUUUACCUACUCAGCUUUAACUUAGAGACCCAGCAGCUGAAUAUUCUCUACGUAAUACCACAGUUUAUCCCAGAAGCUCAGGAUUUGGACUUCCUGGUGCUACAUGGGACAGAGACCUAUACCAGAACUGCUAUGAUACCCAAGGGCUUGUUCUUCAACACAUUCAACAAUAUGCUGUACAUUUGGGGCAACUUCAUCCUGCAAAGCUACAAUAGGAUACACUUCAUUUAUCUGGCGGACUUCCCCAAGGACUCCGUCAUCAAAUACAUGGUCAGCUCUUACCAAGGAGACAUGGCUUUUGUCACAGAAGGAGAAGAGAUCUGGUACUUUCUGGAAGGUGGCUAUGAUGUGUACCGGCUGGUCCCAUCUAAAGGCUGGGAUAUCUACUUCAGCCUGCAGAAGCUGGAACACUCUUCCCUCUUUGCGGACCAAGAGUUCUUGGUCACCCUCUUCUAUGAAGAUGGGCAGCUCUAUCAGCUGAUAUAUCUUGUUGACUCCGGGAAUGAACGUUUGGUCAAGAGGCUCUUGCCUGUGGCACAGUUGCUGCUGUAUGAUCAGAACACCCCCUACACACUGGUGAACACAGGGAACUACAAGACGCCCUCCUUCAUCGACCUCUGCCCCUUCAAGGUGAUGCGUCUACAUGACCUACCGAAAAAACAGCAUCUUGCACGUCAGGAGCUCUACCAUGCUCCGCCACCUCUGGUCUCCGAAUCCCUGGGCUUCCACAAUAAUAAGACACUUGCUGUCUAUCAAGGCCUUGUCUAUUACCUGCUGUGGCUGCACUCCAAGUAUGACAAGCCCUACGCGGAUCCGGUGCACGAUCCCACUUGGCGCUGGUGGGAACACAAGUCACGGUACAAGGACUACUACUUCUACCUGUCCAGCAACUGGCUGGCAGCGGAAGGCGUGUACAUCGACAUGAGCAGCUACCAAAAGCUCUACAACAUCUCGCAAGACCACGGGAUGCCCGAGAUUGUCUUCCUGGACAAGGGCGCCUCGUUUAGCUUCACCGUCUUCCUGACGGGGCAUGAGGACACCUUCAUGCUCAGUGACAGCUCCGGCUCCAGCUACCAGGUGGAGAAGAAGUUAGCAGUGGCCGCGGUUGUUGCGGACCCUCAGUGCCUUGAUGUAUCUGUGAAUCAGGAUGUCCUUCUUAAUCGCAAAGCAGUGCUCUACAAGAUUACAAUCAAGGACAAAAAGGUCUGCUAUGAUCAGGGCAUCAGUGGACAUAACCUCAAGAAGUCUUCCAUGAUGGUCAAAGUGUUGGGAUCUUCUGGAAAAUGCUUCCAGACCACAUACCUUGGGACAAGCACGCAAGGUCACUUGAUGGUGCCAUUGUUAAUCGGCUGUCCCCCUGGCAAGCGCCUGGCCUUCGAUGUCACCUACACGAUUCUGCACUCCCGGCAGCUAAACAAACACUAUUUCGACUGUGUGGUGUCCAACUCUGAGAUGCCGUGCUUCCUCUUCCGUGACUUAUUUCAGCCCUUCUUCUUAGUCCAAGACAUGGUGACGGGAGACUCUGGCCGUUUCCUAGGCAGUUACUUGCUGAAGGUGGUGGGCGGAGGUCCCACAAUUGAUGCCAUCCGAGAUUACACAGAGGAGGAGAUCUACCGUUACAACAGCCCGCUGGACAAAACCAGUAGCCUCAUCUGGAAAACGAAGGCCGAGAGGACCACCCAGGACAAGAAGUUCUACAUAAUGUCUCAGCAGAGCCCAGGGAUCGAGUGGCUGUGUCUAGAGAACUCCCCAUGCCAUGACAUCACUCCCCAAAGCAUCUUUGCACCUGAAUUCUUCCUCAAGCUGUUGGUGAGCAAUAGAGGAGUAGAUACUAGCUCAUACUGUGACUACCAGCUCAUCUUUGUACUGCAUUUGCAUGGGCUACCACUCAGCGCCAAGCGGUCUCUCUUCAUUGUCCUUGUGUCCAGCAGCCUGUUUGUGGGCUUGGUAAUCUUCUACAUCCUGUUCUGCCUCCUUUGGCCCCACAUAGUGAAGGCCUGGGUCUCAUUACGCUGGAAGAUUAACAACAUCAUGGCAGCUGAGUCCUUCUACACAUAUGCCACCUCCAGUGCAGCCCUCAGCCUCCACUCUCAGACAGUCUCAGAGCCAAGUCUCAAGGCUCCCUCUCAAGCAGGCUCCAAAGUGGAUAAUGCAUUGGAGAAGGAAGUGGUGGCCUGAGUCUCUUCUCUGUACCCUUCCUUAUACACCCUUAGGCCUCUCCUUGUGGGAAUGCAGCCUGCCACCUACCCAGGAUUUUCUGAUUUGCUAGAAUGUUUGUGUCUCCUUCAGACCCAA